AUUGAUCUAGACAAAUCACCGUUUAACACGUUAUGAAAUAUGCGAUCCACAUUGCUCCCAUGAUGAUUUAUGUCUUUUAUUUCAUUUUAUUAGGAGAUUAUUUUGUUCACCUAUAUCUCUAACAAAGUCAUCACAAAUUCACAAUUGAUAUCUAACAUUCUUACCAUUUUGUUAAUUUCAAGUGAAUUCUAGUUUUACCAACCAACCAUUAUAUGACGAAGUGUUUCAGUUUAACGGAAACAAGAAACCGUUGCCACCGGUCAAAAUUCACAGGUUCGGGUCUCCGUUCCACAACAACAGACUUAAAAGACGGAACAAUAAUGCAUUGCUGGGUACCCAAAACCCGAACCGAAUCAAAACCAAGCCUACUCCUAAUCCACGGCAUCGGACCCAACGCACUAUGGCAAUGGGGUAACUUCAUCCGCAACUUAACAAAAUUCUUCAACGUGUACGUACCGGAUCUCAUUUUCUUCGGCGGGUCAUACACAACCCGACCCGAAAGAACGGAAGGGUUUCAAGCGGAAUGUGUUAUGAGAGUGAUGAAAGAAAUGAAGUGUGUGAGGAGUGUGAGUGUGGUUGGGUUGAGUUAUGGUGGGUUUGUAGCGUAUGAUUUGGCUGUGAAGUAUGAGGAGUUUGUGGAGAGGGUUGUGGUGUGUGGGUCAGGGGUGAGUUUGGAAGAGAAAGAUAUAAAAGAAGGGCUUUUUCUUGUUUCUGAUUUGGAUGAAGCUGCUCAAAUUUUGGUGCCUCAAACGCCACAAAGGCUUAGAGAACUUGUUGAGUAUACUUUUUCUAAAGCUUCUCUUGUGGCUUGGUUGCCCUCUUGCUUCCUCCUUGAUUUCAUUCAUGCAAUGUGCAGGGACUAUGUACAAGAAAAGAGAGAAUUGAUCCGAGCCCUUGCUAAGGACAGAAAUUUUUCUGACCUCCCUAAGAUAUCUCAGCCUACAUUAAUUAUUUGGGGAGAACAUGAUCAACUAUUCCCUUUAGAACUUGGUCACAGAUUGAAAAGGCAUUUAGGUGACAAUGCUCAAAUAGUGGUGAUCAAGAACACAGGGCAUGCAUUCUGUGCGGAAAAGGCUAAGGAGUUCUAUAGUAUCUUGAAGUCUUUUCUCGUGGAUUCAUAGCCACUAGCAGAGAGCUCACCUUGCAAGUUUCAAAACAUUGAUCCACUGUGAGAUCAAAUACCAAAGGAAACAGAAAAUAUGGGGGCGAUGGACAUGUCUUUUACAGUCUUUUUCCGGCCUCAUUGUCUCUCGCUUAAUUCGAGGCUUGGAUCUUCUCAAUUCAUUCACUCUUUAAAUCUUUCGUAAAUUCUUAAUCACACUUAAAUAUGUUUUUGGUCACUAUAAUAUAAGAUGACUUUGAUUUUAGUCAUUGCAAAACAAUUUUCUUUUUAAUUGACUUUCAAAUUACUUUUAAUUUGAUCCCUCCCUUUAUUUUGUUACUUAUAUGGACUGAAAAUGCUGAGAUGUGACUAAUGGUUAGACUCAUUAAUGAAGGUUUGAGUUUAUGACAAAGCUUUGGGUUUCUCUAGAAUAGUUGGGUUUGUUUUGGUUUCCUCAAGUAAAGUAUUAUGAAUUUGUUCAA
This is a messenger RNA of Cicer arietinum (chickpea), 1584 nucleotides long. RefSeq lists its product as uncharacterized. NCBI's taxonomy places the organism in Eukaryota, Viridiplantae, Streptophyta, Magnoliopsida, Fabales, Fabaceae. The record is from RefSeq and is a predicted model, not a curated record.